Penicillium digitatum Pd1 is the source of this 4374-nucleotide messenger RNA. RefSeq lists its product as uncharacterized. Gene Ontology annotation, biological process: transmembrane transport. Gene Ontology annotation, cellular component: membrane. Gene Ontology annotation, molecular function: ATP binding; ABC-type transporter activity; ATP hydrolysis activity. The record is from RefSeq and is a predicted model, not a curated record. Lineage: Eukaryota; Fungi; Ascomycota; Eurotiomycetes; Eurotiales; Aspergillaceae.
AUGCCCUUCACUACCGGACAAGAGAAUUUGCUUCGGCUAAACCAAGAGACCUUUGACUUCAACAUUCAAUUUGAGCAAUUGUUCUUCUCCAUCAUUCCGUCCGCUUUAUUCAUCAUAACAUCAGUAUGGCGGACACUUUAUCAGGCACGGAAACCUGCCGUGGUCAAUGCGCCGGUUUUCCAAUUGAUAAAAUUGGGCGCUAUCACAUCAUAUGUGGGACUUGAGCUUUCACUUCUCAUCUUGGUUGCGGCUGGUUCCUUCCGUGUGACCAACAUUUUCAUAGCUUCCUCGGUUCUCAAUCUUGUCUCUGCCCUACUCAUGAUCACACUGAGUGUUGUGGAUCACAGCAGGAGCCCAAGACCGUCUGUACUGCUCAGCACCUAUCUGUUUUUGACUCUUUUUCUGGACGUGGCCCAGGCAAGAACGCUGUUUCUGUCAUCAGAUGACAGUCCAGAACUCACCUAUAGCAGCAUCUUUGUCACUGCUCUAGCUCUGAAGACCGGCAUCUUGUUAUUGGAAGCUCAGCAAAAGUCCAGAUGGGUGCGCUGGGACGAAAAGGACCAUAGUCCAGAGGAGACGAGUGGCAUCUUUUCCUUAGGAGUGUUCUUCUGGCUCAACAAGAUAUUCCUGGAUGGCUACAGCAAGCUCUUGACGAUUGGAGACCUUUACCCACUAGAUAGCUCUUUUAACGCCAGAGCGCUCCAUGACGAGUUCUUGAAGAACAUUGAGUACUCUAAUUUGAAGAGUGACAAGUUUGGUCUGGUGAAGGUGCUGAUCUGCACACUGAAAGUUCCUCUUCUUGUUCCUAUACCUGCACGCCUGGCACUUCUUUGCUUCACAUUUUGCCAACCGCUCUUCCUUGAAAAGCUAUUGGAUUACUUAUCCCAGCCGGAACUCGACAAAAACAUCGGAUAUGGCUUCAUCGGUGCUAGCCUACUCAUCUAUUCGGGACUGGCUAUAUCAAUGGGCUUUUACUGGUACUUCCAUCACAGAAUGCGCACCAUGGCCAAGUCAAUGCUAGCUACUGAGAUUUUUAUCAAAGCCACAAAAGCUCGUAUUGGGACUGGAGAUGAAAGUGCUGCGCUGACUUUGAUGAGCACGGACAUGGAGCGAAUCGACAUGGGUUUCAGAAAUCUCCAUGAGAUUUGGGCGAGCUUAGUUCAAGCAGCUCUCGCCGGGUGGAUGUUGUAUAACCGAAUUGGUGUGGCAUUCGUCGCACCGGUGGCAAUUGUCAUAGUCUGUUUCAUCGGCUUAGGGAUCCUGAUACAAUUCACGGGGGAUUCGCAGAGGUCCUGGAUGGCAGGAGUCCAGAAGCGGGUGGGCCUCACUGCCACAGUCAUUGCUAGCAUGAAGAACUUGAAGCUAUCUGGCCUCUCGGCUGCUAUGGGCGACUUCGUACAGGAUCUCCGUGUGCGGGAACUAGCUGCUGGAUCCCGGUUCCGCAAAAUUACCAUCAUUGCGGCACUCUUGGGCUUUAUUCCGCUGUUAAUCAGCCCGCCUUUGACAUUUGCAUUCACACAGAAAAACUUCAAUGCAUCGACGAUUUUCACCAGUCUUUCUUUCCUUACCCUCUUGACCAACCCGUUGUCUCAGGUCUUCCAAUCAAUCCCACAACUUGUCUCCGGGUUGGCGUGUUUAGGCCGAAUUCAGGCCUUCUUGGAGUGCGAGACUCGCCAUGACUUUCGCCAAGUUCUAGAUGACGUGAGGCAAAAUACCGAAAAGUCUCGAGCUGAGACCGGAACAUUAUCGGAUUCCGAACCAGACUCAGUGGAUCCUCUCGUCAUCAAGAAAGGAAACUUUGGUUGGGAAGCAGACAAGUUCGUUUUGAGGAAUGUCAGCACUCGAGUACCCAAGUCCUCACUCACCAUUGUCAUAGGACCUGUUGGUUCUGGGAAGACCACGCUAUGCAAGGCACUGCUUGGUGAAAUCCCUUUCAGCGAAGGCAGCGUGGUCUUAGGUACUAGAUUUCCUCACCUUGGAUUUUGCGAACAAACGGCAUUCCUCUCAAACGGGUCGAUCAAAGACAAUAUUGUGGGAUUCUCUCCACGCAAUAAUGAGAGGUAUGCCGAAAUUAUUAAGGCUACCUCCCUGGACUUUGACUUUGCUACACUACCACAGGGAGAUCAAACUAAUAUCGGCUCGGAUGGAAUCGUCCUAUCAGGGGGCCAGAAACAACGGGUUUCCCUUGCACGAGCUCUAUAUUUGCACUCCGACCUUCUAGUGCUAGACGAUAUCUUCAGUGGUCUGGAUGCGGAUACCGAGGAGAAGGUCUUUCAGCAGGUAUUUGGGCCAGAUGGACUACUCAAGCAACGGGGCUCUACUGUUUUACUGUGUACCCACAGCAUCAGGCACCUCCCCGCGGCUGAUCAUGUAAUAGCACUCGGCAAUGGGACCAUUAUUGAGCAGGGUAGCUUUCAAAAACUGAUGGCCAGUCAAGGAUAUGUUCAACGUCUGGGAUUGAAGAGCUCUUCCGAUGACGCUGCCUCUUCCGAGAAAGCGACUUCAAAGAAAGCCCCACAGGAAUCAAAGGCGGAAAUUCUUCAUUCUACAACGACAAAUAAAUCGUCAACUGCACCACAUGCGGAUGAAUCGCGUCAAAUUGGCGACAAGACGGUGUACAAGCAUUAUUUCAAGAGCAUGGGAUGGCUUCUGGCAGCAAGCAGUUUGCUCGUCGGUGUUCUUUUCGGGUUUUUCACGAACUUCCCAACAGUUUGGCUUACCUACUGGACCGAUGACAUCUACUCGGAAUAUCCAACACACUCGUACGCUUACUACGCAGGGGUUUUUGCCUUGUUUCAAGUUUGCGGCUUGAUCUCGCUGCUUGUCCUUGGCGUGUUGAUCUUGAUCAUCUCUGUGGAAAGGGCAGGUGCUAGUCUCCACCAAGAGGCCUUACGGACCCUUUUUCAAGCACCGCUAUCCUUUUUCACCAAUACGGAUACUGGGGUUGUCACAAAUCUGUUCUCACAAGAUCUCAACCUUAUAGACACAGAGCUGCCAAAUGCAACAAUGAACACUAUUAUUUCCGCAUUUCAAGCACUCGGACAAGCAGCUGUUAUGCUUACAUCGUCUGUGUACUUGGCCAUAAGCUACCCAUUCCUCGUCGCCCUGCUCUGGACCUUACAAAUGUUCUACCUUCGGACAUCCAGGCAGCUGAGGCUGUUGGACCUUGAGGCUAAAAGCCCUUUGUACACACAUUUCAUUGACACCGUCAAGGGAAUCACAACCUUGAGAGCUUUCGGUUUCAUUUCUGAUGAUAUCGACAAGAAUACUCGCCUAAUUAAUGCCAGUCAACGACCCGCGUAUCUUCUCCUCAUGAUUCAACAGUGGCUGAACCUCGUCCUUGAUCUUGUAGUCAUGGUGAUUGCAGUGGUCAUGACGACUCUUGCCGUUCAGCUCCAUUCCAACUCUGCUUUCGCCGGUGCCUCCUUGUUCUCCCUCAUGAGUUUCGGUGAGAGCAUUUCAGGCAUUGUCGUAUUCUACACCAAGCUAGAAACCUCUAUCGGGGCAAUCGCCCGUCUCAAAUUGUUCAAUGAGAACGUCAAGCCCGAGGACAGAGAUGAAGAGGAUAUAGUUCCUCCUAUACAGUGGCCGCAGAACGGUGUGGUGGAAUUAAAGGGCGUAUCUGCGAGUUACGGCGCAGAAGAUCAACUCGACAACGCGUCCAAAACAGCCCUCCGCAACAUCAACCUCACCAUCAACAAAGGCGAAAGAGUUGCCAUCUGCGGUCGUACCGGCAGUGGCAAGUCCAGUCUCAUGGCCUUGCUCCUUAAGAUCUUAGAUCCUCUCCCGGAGACAGCCGGGAACGCAAUCAUCGACAACACGCCCCUCAACCGCAUUGACCGGGCUGCACUCCGUGAGCGCAUAAUCGCAGUACCCCAGGAAGCCGUAUUCCUACCAGACGGGUCCACCUUCCGAGCAAACCUGGAUCCCUCCGACGCUUCAACACCUGAGGAAUGCGCAGUUGUACUUGUUGCCGUGGACCUGUGGGAGUUUGUGCAGGAACGGGGUGGUCUGGAUGCAGGAAUGAGCGCGGGGACACUCAGUGCAGGACAACGGCAACUCAUGUCACUUGGGCGUGCGCUACUGAGACGUUUUAUCCGCACACGGAAUGGCUCGAACUGUGGUGUGUUGUUGUUGGAUGAGGUGAGCUCAAGUGUUGACCACGAGACGGAACGUGUUAUGCAGGACAUCAUCAGGGUGGAGUUCAAGGACUACACAGUCAUAGCGGUUAGUCAUCGGCUGGAUAUGAUUAUGGACUUUGAUAGGGUUGUUGUUAUGGAAACGGGAGAGAUUGUGGAGGUUGGAAAUCCUGCAGUACUGGCCGGACAGACAGGGACGAGGUUUGGAGAUUUGGUCAGAGCUGGGGCCAAGUAG